Messenger RNA from Pteronotus mesoamericanus, 1092 nucleotides. RefSeq names its product alpha-N-acetylgalactosaminide alpha-2,6-sialyltransferase 2-like. Gene Ontology annotation, biological process: protein O-linked glycosylation. The transcript has a single exon. The coding region runs from base 1 to 1092 and encodes 363 amino acids. The record is from RefSeq and is a predicted model, not a curated record. Gene Ontology annotation, molecular function: alpha-N-acetylgalactosaminide alpha-2,6-sialyltransferase activity. Lineage: Eukaryota; Metazoa; Chordata; Mammalia; Chiroptera; Mormoopidae.
AUGGGCCCCGCGGUAGGCCGCAGGUACUUGCUCAGGCCCUGGCCGCUGCUCGCGCUCGCGCUCGCGGCCGCCAGCACGGGGUUCCUCUUGUGCUGGUUCUCCGGAGGUUGGGGAAGUCGGAGCUCGGAGCCCUUGAUGCACGGGGCCUGCACGCGCCCUGUGGCCGUCGCUCUGCAGCAGCACCCGCGCUUCCAGAAGCUCUUCGAUCUCUCCACCCCGGUGCUACUGUGGGGCGGCCUCCUCACCCCGGAGCUCUGGGCUGGCCUGAGCCAGCUCCGAGGCCCCUACGGCUGGCGCGGCCUCUCCCAGCAAACCAUCGCCUCCACCCUGCGCCUUCUGAACCGCACGGAGAGCGCGGAGCUGUUCGCGGCGCCCCCGGAGCCCCGGCCGCCCUGCGUUCGGUGUGCCGUGGUUGCCAACGGGGGCAUCUUGAGGGGCUCCCGCCAGGGCCGGCACAUCGACGCCCACGACUACGUCUUCAGACUCAAUGGUGCUGUGAUCAGAGGCUUCGAGAAGGACGUGGGCACCAAGACCUCCUUCUACGGCUUCACAGUGAACACGAUGAAGAACUCCCUCGUCAACUACAGGAACCUGGGCUUCCUCUCUGUGCCAAAAGGACAAGACGUGCGCUAUAUCUUCAUCCCUUCAAGCAUCCGCGACUAUGUGAUGCUGCGAUCAGCUAUUUUGGGUGUGCCUGUCCCCGAGGGUCUAGACAAAGGGGACAUGCCUCAGGCCUAUUUUGGACCAGAUGCCCCCACAGAUAAAUUCAAGCUACUACAUCCAAAUUUCAUCCACUACCUGACAGAGAGGUUUUUGAAUUCAAGCUUUAUUAACAAAGGUGCCAAAGACAUAUAUAUGCCUAGUACUGGGGCCCUCGUCCUGCUGACGGCUUUGCAUAGCUGUGACCAGGUUAGUGCCUAUGGAUUUAUCACAGGAAACUACCAGAAAUUUUCUGACCACUAUUUUGACAAAAAAAGGAAGCCACUGAUAUUUUAUAUAAACCAUGAUCUACAUCUUGAGGCCACUCUGUGGAAAGACUUGCACCAGGCUGGCAUCAUACAGCUGUACCAGCGCGGACCACAACCUCCCUGA